Molecule: messenger RNA, 1970 nt
Organism: Clupea harengus (Atlantic herring)
Lineage: Eukaryota; Metazoa; Chordata; Actinopteri; Clupeiformes; Clupeidae
Gene: aqp11
Product: aquaporin 11
Biological process (GO): transmembrane transport
Cellular component (GO): cytoplasm; membrane
Molecular function (GO): channel activity
Source: RefSeq, a predicted model, not a curated record
UCUGCUGAUUACCUUCUGCUCUGCACCAAAGAGAGCUACCAAAGACUUCCGUAUCACAUGGAACGAAAGGAGAGCUCGCGCCUGGCAGGAUAAAGCUCACGCUUGCACUUUGACUAGGAGAGCGGGGCGGGCUAGCAGGAGUGAGUAGAUCGAAGAUAAGUUGCCCGUCGCCAAACGCGAGACUUAAGGAUAAAAAGCUCUGUAGAAGACUGACUGCAGACGGAAACCAGCCCGUAUCUUUGGGAAUGACAGACCUCGGCGUUUCGCUGUCCCUGCUGGCAGGGAUUGUGCUUCUGAGUGAGGUGUCAAGGUGGACUGCAGUUAAACUGUUUGCCAAGUCGGGUUAUUGUCAAUACGUGUUGGAAAUCAUUUCGACCUUCCAGCUAUGCGCUUGCACGCACGAAUUGAAACUAUUGGGCGAAGUGGGCCGAGUGGAGCUGCAGAUUGGGCUGACCCUAACGUACCUCAUCUCUGUGGUCCAUGCGCUGACGUUCCACGGAGCCAUCUGCAACCCCUCUGGCACUCUUGAAAGUGUCUACCGGAGGGGACUCACCGGAAAAUGUGCAGUGGCGCGGAUUGUGUGCCAGUUUCUUGCUGCCGUGGUGGCACGGUGUGUCGUUCCAUAUGUAUGGGCACUGGGUUUGUCCGAUUUGCACGUUAGACACAAACUGUUCGGAUUUAAAUGCAUCAGUCCGAUUAAUGCCCCGCUUUUGAAAGCAACUGCAGUUGAGCUGGGAUGCGCUUUCGCCGUGCACUCUGUUGCUACACAUAUGCAAAAAGUCGACGACAAAUACAAAAUCCAUGCCAUAGCAGCUGUAAUCACAACCGUGGUCUAUGCAGGUGGGAGUAUGACAGGAGCAGUGUUCAACCCAGCACUGGCGUUUUCAACGCAGUUUCCCUGCAGCGGCAACACCUUUAUCGAGUACUCGUUGGUGUACUGGUUGGGGCCAGUUUUAGGCAUGGCCGGCUCAGUGCUGCUGUUUGACAAAGUCAUUCCAGCGGUGUCAGGGAAGAGCAUAUACCGAAAAGACCUGAGCUACAAUGCCGUCAACGAGAAGAAGAAGAAGUGAGCUCCAAAUCAGACAUCUCUCAACUGCUGGAUUCAACAAUGGACUCCUUUACACAGCCCAUGGGUAUCAGUGAACUGCAGUAGACAGUAAUUAUAGGGCACAAUGUAAUACAUGCAAGUGAGUGUGUGUGUGUGUGUGUGUGUUCGUGUGUAAUGACAUGUACCUCAUCAACAGCAUUUUUCCUUUUUAACUUUUUUGAGCCAAACAAUUUUUAUGUUUAUAAAAUGUUUAUGUGAAGAACAGAGAUACAAUGAGAUACUCUAUAAACAUAACUGGAAAUAGUCAUUAUCUGUAGGCUGCUAUGUUCACGUUAUGUAUUUUGGAGAAAAUAAGCCUGCGAACCUCAGAAACUUAAUUCAAGUGAGAAAUCCUUCUGACAUAGGAAGAUUAUUCAAUCGCUGUUCUGUUUUUUUUUUUGUCUCAUUUAAUUUUUUUGUCAUGGUAACAAUGGUUAAGUUAUCUAUUACUGUUCUUGAUUUCCACCGUGUAUCGCUUAAGUUUAAACAUUCCCCUUUCAAAGAGGCACAUGAAGACUAGCUGGACAAGAAUGUAAUGUAAUGAGGAUUUUUACAUCUGUGGAGUGUGUGACCUUAACACACAGAUUUACGUGGUGCCUUUGGAACUUUAGCAAGGACUUUAGGGAUAAGCUGACCUAUCCUAGCCGUUAGUGAGCCUGUGCCAAAGUGUGCCGUGUACACUUGGUUUUAGGGACAAGCCAAAGAUGGUAUACUUGUCUUUUAGGCAAGCAGAGGUUAAGCCACAGAAAUACAGCACAGUCAUCUGAAGUAAUACUAUUGGUAUUAUAUGUGGUUGUUACGCUUCUGGUAAAUAACAGUCUUGGUCAACCAUUUGCUGCAUUUAUGUCAAUUUAAGACAUUGUAAUAAAUCAGUUAAUUUUUA